UAAAUUUUUUCCGAUUAAUUAUGGAAAUUGAACCUAGGCCUUACCCAGUGCCCAAAACCCCUAGCUUCCUCGCCGCACUGCAAUAGCCACAACCAAGCUAGCUCGGCCGCUCGCCACCGUGGCCUCACCGUCAGUGUUCAAAUUAGCUUGCUUAUUCUCCCUUUUGCCCCAUGCUUCCUUGGCUCUUCAUAGAGGAAAAUGUCACCGUUUGAGACUUUUGGCUUUUGUGCUCUAAAAUAGAAGGAACACUUGAAGACAUCUCAGUGGGAGAAAGCUGGUUUCUUUAAAUAAUCCAUUUCUGGAACUAUACAAGUAGAAGACAUGGAAAACCAACGAAAACAAAACCAACAAUCAACAAGCUCCGCUCCUCCCAUCCAGAACAAUGAGGAAGAUCAAGCAGCCAGCACUGCAAUGGGCUUGAAAGAGUCAUUGCAAAAUCAAUAUCUAAAAGUCAAAGAGCAUGCAGAAACAUACCCUUAUGUUUGGGCUUCCUAUAUUGUUGUAUAUGGUGGCCUUGGUUUCUGGACUGCCUAUAGAUGGAGAAAGCUUCGCAAAACCGAGGACAGAGUAAGAACACUUCAUGAAAGACUUCGGAAGCUUGUUGAAGCUGAAGAAUCUUCCAGCUCUACCAAAGUGAAUGAAAAGGUUUCUGCUGAUAAAUCUUCCAAAUAGUAACAGUAAGAAGAAUCCUUAUCAUGGUCAAGUUGUCUAGUUUACUUCUAUCAAUAUCACUGAAGCUCACCGUUGUAGUUGCCUGGGGUAUGAAAUAAGAUUUUGUUUUACUCCCCUGAUCAACACAUUCAUUAGAGGAAAAUACUCAAUUAUAUUGAUCUUUAACAAAUUGUUAAAAACUAUAUCUGAUAUCUUUCUUCCUAAAGUUGAGACAAUAUCAUUGCAGUGUACACAGUUCACAGACCUUCGGUUUCUAUAUUGAUUACAGAAGGGCCAAUGCAUUUUUGUUAUUCUUACAUAGUAUUUACAAUGAUGGUAACUUGUAUAUUGCAAAUA
This is a messenger RNA of Vigna unguiculata (cowpea), 1008 nucleotides long. RefSeq lists its product as uncharacterized. Lineage: Eukaryota; Viridiplantae; Streptophyta; Magnoliopsida; Fabales; Fabaceae. The record is from RefSeq and is a predicted model, not a curated record.